AGAGGAGACAAACACCCACCAAGUGAGACCAAGAUCCUUAUAUUAAUACUGGGGUAUAAACGAGUAAUAGACAGGAAAAAUAUUACAAUUACCGAUCUUAAACUCAGAACUUAAUUGAGUUAAGUUUUAACUUUAUAGUGGUUAAUAAAAAAUAGAAAAGUAUAAAUCAGGGGGUAUACAAUAUGGUUGCCUCAUUGGUAAAUUUACCAGAUGAUAUACUAUAUAAUAUUUAUGAAUAUCUUGAAAUAUCAGAUUUGAAAAAUUUGGCGUCAACCAAUAGUGUAUUCAAAUUGGGUGUAUACGAUCGGCUAUAUAGAUAUAGUAAAUAUGUGAUUACAUUUGAUGAUGCGACUGAUGAUACAAGAGAAAGUAGUGCUAACGGACAAGAACAAAGAGAUCUUGAAGAUCUUGAAGAUGAUGAGGAUGAUGAAGAAUAUAUUUUGUCUGAUGAUGAUGAUGAUGAUGAGUUGGAUGUAGAGGAUGACGAUGACGAUGAUAAUAAUGACUUUGACGAUGCAGACGAAGAGGAUCCUUCUGAUUUAGAAAUGUAUUUUGAUGACUUUGAUGUUUACUUUGAUGGAUACUUUGCUGACGUACUUUGGAAUGAACUUGAAGAUGAUGAAGAUGCCGAUUAUGAGUAUGAAUCUGAUUUUGAAUAUGAUCAACAAUUUCAGUUUGAUAAUGUUCUUAAUGAAGAUGAAGAUGGUGAUGAAUCUGAAGAAGAUAUUGAUAAUGGUCAAGAUGAAAUAGUAAUAAUCAGGAAUUCUGCUCGUUGGUUCCCCCCAUCGAAUUAUUGUUGUGGAAGGAAAGUAACUACUAAAAAUCCACCAGAGGGGUUACCUAUUGAAUUUGUCAGUAAUGAUGAACGAUUAAUUGCACAUAUUAAACAGUUCAAAUAUUUUAAUAUCAAUAUGUCGAUUAAUAGUUUUAAUGAAAUUAUUGAUCGCCUUAAUAAAUACGAAGACUUAUUGAAAAAGUUGUUUUCCAAUGAUGAAGGAAACAAGACUAAGAAAGAGAUUAAGAUAUUUAUCAAGCUCAACUAUACAUUUCAACUGUUUAAUGACGUGAAGGAUUGCUUAACCAAUGUUAAUAGAUUGAUCUAUUACUUUGAUCCACUGAAGCAAGAGGAAGGUGGUGAUAAUGUAUUAGCCGCUUCUUCUUCUGUAGUCAAGAGCAAAGCCGAAGCCGAUACCCGAAAAGAAACAGAAACCAAGACUGGAACUGGAGCAGUACAGUCUCUUCAUAAUCAUAAUCAUAGACUUAAAGAUUUGGAAGAUAACUACUAUCCGAAGGAAAUGGUCAACAAGAUACAGAUUGAUUUAGCUAUUAAUCACUAUAAUUCUUCAGCUUAUAAAUGGUAGUAAAUAAUAUAAAAAUAGUAAUAGUAAUAGUAAGUAUAAAAUAAUGAAAAUAAAAAUCAUAUAAUUAAUACAUUAC
Molecule: messenger RNA, 1437 nt
Organism: Scheffersomyces amazonensis
Lineage: Eukaryota; Fungi; Ascomycota; Pichiomycetes; Serinales; Debaryomycetaceae
Exons: 1
Coding region: 183-1361 (392 amino acids)
Molecular function (GO): protein binding
Source: RefSeq, a predicted model, not a curated record